Molecule: messenger RNA, 1668 nt
Organism: Panicum virgatum (switchgrass)
Lineage: Eukaryota; Viridiplantae; Streptophyta; Magnoliopsida; Poales; Poaceae
Product: putative F-box protein At4g22180
Exons: 1
Coding region: 175-1590 (471 amino acids)
Molecular function (GO): protein binding
Source: RefSeq, a predicted model, not a curated record
CCCCUACUCGAGCAAGAGCGGCUCAGGUAAUUAACGCCAAUUAUAACACAGGUCGAAUCGGACUCGGUACAUCCAUAUCCGACUCUGAUACGGGGCUGCUUGCUGACUACUAUAUAUGUUCACCCACCAUCCAGGAAUCCCAGCUCCGUCGAUUCGUCUUGCCAAGAAGCAGCAAUGGCGUCGGAGGUGCCGGAGGACAUCCUGAUGCAGGUCUUCGCGGCCCUCGAUGUCCCUGACCUCGUCCGCGCGGGAUCCGUCUGCUCGGCCUGGCACGGCGCCUACACCAGCCUCUGCAAUCUCGGGCGCUGGAAGCAGCCACAGACGCCGUGCCUCCUGUACACCGCCAAGUCCCGCGGUGAGAGUGCCGGGUGUCUCUACAGCCUCGCGGAGAAGAAGUCAUACACACUUGCUCUCCCGGACCCUCCGAUCCGUCGCAUGCAUUUUCUUGGCUCAGCCUAUGGUUGGAUCAUCGCCGCUGACGAGCGGUCCGAGCUUCACCUCCUCAACCCCAUCACAGGUGACCAGAUCGCCCUGCCUUCGGUCACUACCUUUGAGUAUGUUACACCAGUCUACGACGAGAAUGGCGCCGUGAAGGAGUACUCUUCAUACUGCGCUUUGCCUGGGUCAUGUGGACCCUGGACCUAUGGCCUUCACAAGCUGAGGGAUAGAUUUUUCCACAAGGUGUUCCUGUCGUCCGAUCCUUCCACCGGAGACUACAUCGUUGCUGCCAUCCACAACACACGCUUCCGGCUUUCGUUUGCGAGGAACGGAGAUGAUUGCUGGACUCCGUUGCCACCACAUCAUUUCUUUGCAGAUUGUGUCUUUAAGGAUGGCCUGAUGUACGCGGUGACUACCAAGGGAGCAAUCCAUGUGUUUGAUUUCAGUGGGCCCACAGUAAAGCAAAAGGUUGUAUUGGGGAAAAUGAGGGACUACUCCUUUCAGAGGGUGUACAUUGUUCAAACACCAUGUGGUGAUCUGCUACAGGUUUGGUCUGAUAUUGAUAGUAUACCGGAGAAUGAAUCUGUUUCGGAAGAUUCAGAAACUGACGCUCUAGAGGAAGAUGAUGAUUUCUCGGAACCUGAGUGGUCCUCUGAUUAUGAACCUCAUAGACACUACUGCAUUCCCUUCAAAUUGUAUAGAGUGGACUUGGCAGCAAAUAAGCUUGUGGAAACAAGUAGUUUGGGUGAGAAUGUGCUGUUUAUUGGGCAGAGUCAAACAGUUUGCUUGAACGCGCAAGAACACCCUCAACUGAAGGCAAAUCAUAUCUAUUUCACUGACACUGACGAGUAUAUUACGGUGCGUAAGAAUAUGACUCGUGAUAUUGGAGUUCUCAGCUUAUGUGAUAACAGCAAAGAGAAGAUUACAUCCCCUCAGAUUUGGUCCAACUGGCCAAGCCCUAUGUGGAUAACACCAAAUCCAAGAAAGAUGAAUUCAGCUGGGGAGAAAUCAGCCGAAGGGACAGAUGUGGCUGAAACCCCUCCUGCCAGCUGCUGGACCCUUGUUUUUCAGCGUGGAUGGAGUGUCGCCUUUGUGUUUCUAUUGUUUUCUCUUUUUUCUUUUUUCAUGGUUUAUGUGAUUGUAUACUGUUAGUGGGUAUUUUGAACCCUGAAUUUUGUUAGCACUGCAAGGGUAUGUGAGAUGUCUUCUUCCUUCUCCGUUCAAGCACUA